This is a messenger RNA of Colossoma macropomum (tambaqui), 970 nucleotides long. RefSeq names its product histone H3. NCBI's taxonomy places the organism in Eukaryota, Metazoa, Chordata, Actinopteri, Characiformes, Serrasalmidae. The transcript has a single exon. The coding region runs from base 5 to 415 and encodes 136 amino acids. Gene Ontology annotation, molecular function: structural constituent of chromatin; DNA binding; protein heterodimerization activity. Gene Ontology annotation, cellular component: nucleosome. The record is from RefSeq and is a predicted model, not a curated record.
AGACAUGGCAAGAACCAAGCAGACCGCCCGUAAAUCCACCGGGGGUAAAGCUCCGAGGAAGCAGCUGGCUACCAAGGCAGCGCGUAAGAGCGCUCCGGCUACCGGCGGCGUCAAGAAACCUCACCGUUACAGGCCCGGUACCGUGGCUCUCAGGGAGAUCCGCCGUUACCAGAAAUCCACAGAGCUGCUCAUCCGCAAGCUGCCCUUCCAGCGCUUGGUGCGGGAGAUCGCUCAGGACUUCAAGACCGAUCUCCGCUUCCAGAGCUCUGCCGUCAUGGCUCUGCAGGAGGCUAGCGAGGCGUAUUUGGUGGGUCUGUUCGAGGACACUAAUCUGUGCGCCAUCCACGCCAAGAGAGUCACCAUCAUGCCUAAGGACAUCCAGCUGGCCCGCCGUAUCCGCGGAGAGCGCGCUUAAAUUAAACGGAGCGCUCACAAGUUCCCAAAAAAACACCCCAAAGGCUCUUUUAAGAGCCACAUAAGCGUUUCAGUCCAAAAGAGUAAGUUUUCUAGCGAACUGCUAGCUCUCGUAAGUGCUGUGAUGUAAUAUAUCUAAUACAUGUUAAUUUCUCAAUUUCUGAGCAUGCCUGUGGUUGUUCUGUUGUGUGGAUAAUGUCACACUUUAAGAAUGAUAAUGUAAUGGUGUUUUAUAUGUGUCUAUGUAUGAAAUUUUAUAUAUAUAUAUGGAAAGAGCAAGAUGUAUUUGAACAAAAAAUCUUUGUGUAUCACAUUUUUAUAUGCAGUUUAAGCAAAUAUGGUCUAAUUAAAUGCAUUAAAAGUGCAUGAGGAUGUGAAAGGGAAGACUGUUUUUUUAAAGUGCACAUUUGAAUUUAGGAAAACAAGUCAUUGUGUGCAUAUGCAUAUUUGUAUUAACAAUUCUAGCUUUUUACCUACAAAUACUUUUCAUGCUUUGUGUGUGUGUGUGUUUCUGUAUUUGAAGGCCUUCCAGAGUGGAGUCAGAAGAGACUCAAAA